This is a messenger RNA of Emys orbicularis (European pond turtle), 1429 nucleotides long. RefSeq names its product cysteine-rich protein 1-like. The transcript has 4 exons. The record is from RefSeq and is a predicted model, not a curated record. Gene Ontology annotation, molecular function: zinc ion binding. Gene Ontology annotation, biological process: regulation of gene expression; intrinsic apoptotic signaling pathway in response to DNA damage. Bases 42 to 317 code for a protein of 91 amino acids. Lineage: Eukaryota; Metazoa; Chordata; Testudines; Emydidae.
GUUCUGCUCAAUGCUGUGUGCUGUGCCGAGGAGCCCUGAAGAUGAUUUCAUAUUGUCCCAUAUGUGGAAAGCCUGUUUACUUUGCUGAGAGGAAGCGUUCUCUAGGCAAAGACUAUCAUCCCCUUUGUCUGAAGUGUUACCAGUGCAAACGGCAACUCAGCCCCGGCCAGCACGCAGAGUAUGAUGACAAACCCUACUGCAAUCACUGCUACCUGCAACACUUUGGACCAAGAGGAACAAGACGGCCAACGUCUCGCUCAUCUCUUGGGGCAGCUUCCUCUUCCAAAGUUCCAGUGGGAAACCAGAACAGCUCCUAGAUGGCCCUGCUUUAAUAUUCAAAACUCGGAGACUCGUUACUGGACUGUGAUAAAGUAGCAAGAUGGCAUUGUAUUUUUACCCACAGACUAAGAAAAAUGCAGCUGAAGAAGAAUGUUGCUUCUGAGAAUGACUGAUAAUCCAGACAAGUCAUAAGAGAACAUGCUUCUAAACUGAAAUCCCUCCUACUGCAGAUUAAAAUUGUGCUGUGAUAAAUGAAUUUUAAUGAGCUACAAUGAAUUUUAAUGGGAUAUAUUCUUGUUUGUGUGAAGGGGACAUAUUCAUAGCAUCGACUUGAUUUUCUAACAGCUUAGAAAUUGUUGGUUUACUCAUCUGUUUCCUGAAUUGACACUGAAAUCUGUAAAUAAUGAUCUCUUUACCAGUAUAAUGGACUUCCAGGUGGAAACUUUCUCAGCAAUGAUCGAUAGGUGUCUCCAAUUAUUCCCUGGUUGGACAACUCAGAUGUACAAAUCUCUCCACCUCAUCUUCUCCAGUAGGGCAAAAAGCUGGAAGCUUGGAACCCAUUACUAUCAAUAUUUCAGCAGCUUUCUUCGCUGAAUCUGUCUUUGACUGGCAGCUGUUGGGAAUGUCAGCACAUACCUUGGUUACUCUAGCUAAGGAACGGUCAUCUCUAUCAUGGUGCAAUUUGUCUUCAUGUGUACGUGAGUUGGAGUGGAUGGAACAGUAGCCCAGGGAUAGCAUUUAAGUCCUGUAAAGACACAUGUAUGUCUCUGCAUUUGCCCAGUCAUGGAUGCCUCCAGUGGUCACCCUAAAUUCCUAUUACAACCAGAGUCCUGACUCAGUCCCCUGAACUUUAAGCAUGUGAGUAGGGCCAUUGAUGUCCAUGGUCAGAGUCUACGCUCCUCUAGUACUGAUAAUUUGUUUUCCCCAUCAAGUAUUGUUCUGAUACACAAAAUUACAGGCUAUUUUUGAAUUAACAUUGCUAAUUCGUAUAACUGGAGUUUAGUGGGUCUUUACACCCCCCCUCAUUUCCCCCACAUUCUUCCAUUGUACUGAAUGAUCAGACCUGAAGGAAUUUCACAUCAUUAAACACCCACCCACACCCCAAUCAAAAAAAUACCAAUUCAUCUGCAUUUUUAUACAAAAGCAGACU